AUGAGAUCAGAUUCCAUGAUGUUGCCUACUAGAAUGAAGACCCUCCACUUGUUACUCCUGAGCCUUCUGAGUGCCACAUCUGCCAAAGCAUCUGGACCUGUUGUCUCCUGCUGCCUGAAAAUUUCUGAAACCAGAGUACCUGUGAACAAACUUAAGAGCUACUAUGUUCAGUCUGGUGUGUGUUCAGUUGAAGCAGUGCAAUUCACCACUGUUAAAGACAAAACCAUCUGUUCAGAUCCCUCUGAUCCUUGGGCAAAAAGAGCCAUGCAAGACCUGGAUGCAAAAAAAUUGACAAAAACAACAAAAAUGUCGGACCCAAGGACAGGUACAUUACAUCUCUCACCAACAGAAAGAUCACUGUUAAUAGUGAAAAACCUACAACCAACAGUCAAGGCAAAAACAAAUCUCUUUUUAACGGGUGUCCCACACCCAACAACAAAACUGUUACACCCAACCAAAAGACCAUACCCAAAGACAGAUACAGCACAUGUCUCACAAACUGGAAGUUCACACCUAACAGUGUUAAACCUACAACUAACGACAAGUGCAGCAAAAAAUUUCUCUACAGUUAAAGUAUCACACCUUGUAAAACGACUACACUCUACAACAUACCCUUUGAUACACUUCUCACCAACAGAAACACCAUACCACUCAGUGAAAAAACUGCUCCCACAAUCAAAUGCAAUAAGGCCUUCUUCAGUGGAAAAGCCACACCAUACAAUUAAACCACCAUACUUAGCAACACAAAAGCUACCGGCAAACACAGAUAGAACAACACCCCCUUCACCAGGCGCAAGUCUAAGUACAGCAAUGAGAACUUUACAUCCAUCAUCUACUGAAGCAACAGUUCUCUCUUCAGAGCAACUGCCACAACAAGUAACAGAAAUACAAGGUACAACUGCCACAAUAAAUCUUUCAUCAACAGAAGAGCCAGUUAAGACAAUGAAACAGACAUCAACAAUGAAAACUGAGGCAAAAUUUGACUCCAUAACUGAAGUACCAGAUUCGACAGAUAAAAAGUCAUACCCGCUUACAAAAACACUGCACACAACCACAAGCACAACCAAACUUUUUCCAACAAAAGUGCCACAUUUAAUGCUGAAAAUGCCAAAGCGAAAGACAAAACGCAGCUCCCGACCAAAGCCACAGCAAAAUAAAUUUUUACUUUGGAAUUGCUACCCUCAGCUAAAAAGCCCCCUCAGACAAAACAAGAGAAAGACUCAACGGCUGCCAAACUACUUGUCUCUUCAAUGGAGAUGCCAACCCAAACAGCAACGCUGCACCCAGUGACGGAGGCCUGAGCCUACUUUCUCCCUUCUGGUGGUGCCAAAUGUAACAGAAAAUCUAUAAUCAAAAGCUUCUACAACAGCAUGCUUUCUCCCAGUGGAAACCCCAUAAUCGAUGACAGCUACCCAGAGGGAACCCUUUCAUCAGCAGAAGCACCAGUGCUCAAAGAAAGCCACCUGAUGGUUUGCUCUAGAAUGUCCUCUCAAAAUAUUUCGUGAAUACUACUUUCAAUCAUUGCUUUCUACAAUUAAAUAAUGAAUUUA
This is a messenger RNA of Scleropages formosus (Asian bonytongue), 1550 nucleotides long. Its product is annotated as fractalkine-like. The record is from RefSeq and is a predicted model, not a curated record. Gene Ontology annotation, biological process: immune response. NCBI's taxonomy places the organism in Eukaryota, Metazoa, Chordata, Actinopteri, Osteoglossiformes, Osteoglossidae. The transcript is spliced from 3 exons. Gene Ontology annotation, molecular function: chemokine activity. Gene Ontology annotation, cellular component: extracellular region. Bases 1 to 1290 code for a protein of 429 amino acids.